This is a messenger RNA of Lucilia cuprina (Australian sheep blowfly), 3864 nucleotides long. It is a transcript of the gene Hira, whose product is annotated as protein HIRA homolog. NCBI's taxonomy places the organism in Eukaryota, Metazoa, Arthropoda, Insecta, Diptera, Calliphoridae. The record is from RefSeq and is a predicted model, not a curated record. Gene Ontology annotation, molecular function: nucleosome binding; protein binding. Gene Ontology annotation, cellular component: nucleus; HIR complex. The coding region runs from base 599 to 3661 and encodes 1020 amino acids. The transcript has 8 exons. Gene Ontology annotation, biological process: DNA-templated transcription; regulation of DNA-templated transcription; chromatin remodeling.
AGUGAAUGAGGGUGUGCAAAGUAUAAAUAUAUCGAUAAAGCAGUGUCAUUUAUACAGAGUUGCCUCGUUUUAUUUUUAUACUAUUCAACUGCCAAAUUAAAAAUAAAAGAUUGUUAACACUGUUUAGAAUUGUGCUCUUCAUUGACAGACAGCGUAAAAAGUAAAGACAAAAAAACCCGGCAAAAACUGGCAGAUAAAAUAAACAACAAUAAUGCCCACAAAACAUUUUUGUAUUCUAAUAUUUUUAAAUAAUAAUAUUUGAAUUUAAUUUUUACAACAUAUUUUUUAUUUGUUUUUGCAAUAAUUAAGAUUAAUUAAAAAAAAUAAACUAAAUUAAAAAAAAAAAUUAACAGGAAGAAGAAGAUCUCAUAAAAAGCAUACAUAAACAAUUUGCAAAACAUGUAAAAAGAAGAAGAGUUAAAGAAAAAGUAGAGAGAGCGAAAAAAUGAGCGAUUAAACAAAAAUUUUGCAGCAACAUAUUAGCAAAAAAAAAUAAAGAAAACUUUAAAAAUAUUUAUAUAAAUACAAAAAAAUAACAAAUUUAAUAAUAAAACAAUAAAUUAUUAACAAAUUUUAUUAAAAGAAAAAAGUUAUUUACAUGAAACUUUUAAAGCCAAGUUGGGUGCAUCAUGAUGAAAAACCAAUUUUCUCUGUGGAUGUUCAUCAGGAAUGUCUUAAAUUUGCUACUGGUGGGCAAGGAGUGGAUUCCGGCCGGGUCGUGAUAUGGAAUCUAAUACCCGUGCUAUCCGAGAAAGCCGAACUAGAUGAGAAUGUGCCGAAAAUGCUGUGUCAAAUGGACAAUCAUCUUGCGUGUGUUAAUUGUGUGCGCUGGUCGCAAAGCGGACUUAUGUUGGCCUCCUGUUCGGAUGAUAAGUUGGUCAUGAUAUGGCGGCAAUCGAAGGGUCCCAGUGGUGUUUUCGGCACUGGAGGCAUACACAAAAAUCCUGAAUCUUGGAAAUGUGUUUUCACUUUGCGCGGCCAUUCGGGAGAUGUUUUGGACUUAGCCUGGUCCCCACAAGAUCGUUGGCUGGCCAGCUGUAGCAUUGAUAAUACCAUUAUUGUUUGGGAUGCCCAAAACUUUCCUGCCAUGGUGGCAAUGCUUAAGGGACACACAGGUCUAGUCAAGGGUGUUGCCUGGGAUCCGGUGGGUAAAUAUUUAGCUUCACAAAGUGAUGAUCGUAGUGUAAAAAUCUGGAAAACAUCAGACUGGACUUGUAGUAGUACAAUCACAGAACCUUUUGAAGAGUGCGGUGGCACCACACAUAUUUUACGUUUGUCCUGGUCGCCGGAUGGUCAAUACUUGGUAUCGGCCCAUGCCAUGAAUGGCGGAGGACCAACAGCACAAAUUAUAGAACGUGAGGGUUGGAAGUGUGAUAAGGAUUUUGUGGGUCAUCGCAAAGCGGUUACGUGUGUACGUUUUCAUACCGCCAUAUUGAAAAGACAAGCGCCCAAGUCACAAAAACCCCAACAGUAUUGUUGUUUGGCCGUGGGUUCCCGCGAUCGUUCCCUAUCAGUGUGGAUGACAGCUUUGCAAAGACCUCUGGUGGUGAUACAUGAACUAUUUAAUGAUAGUAUUCUGGAUUUGUCCUGGGGUCCCGAUAAAUGCAUACUCAUGGCCUGUAGUGGCGAUGGCACGGUGGCUUGUUUACAAUUUUCCGAAAAUGAAUUGGGCACACCUCUCUCCGAGGAGGAUAAAAACACACUGUAUCAACGUAUUUAUGGCAAAACGGCAGCAAUUCUGACAAACGGUUCGUCGGCAGCAACAGAUUUACUCAUAGAAAAUCCCGAACUUUUAACUUGUACUCAGGACAAAAUAAAACCACCCACACUGCCAACCAUACAGGUUACCAAUCACAAUAACAACAUCGAAAACUCUUUAACACAAGCGGCCGCCAAUGGUUUUGGUUAUGGCAGUCGCAGCAGCACUUCCACACAAAAUGCAAACGCUAUGGAAAUUGGACAAAGUACACCCAUUAAAGCCAUUAAUAAACAAAUGGAGACACGCACAAAAGAUGGUAAACGGCGCAUAACUCCAGUGUUUAUACCUUUAAAUCAAGAUGUGGCACAAACUAAUACAACAACGAAUACAAAUUCAAGCAGUUUUGCUCAAGCAACUACAGAAGUAACGGGAAGUGCAUCUAUGCCCUCAGAGGGUGAGGCAGUAAUAGCUUCCACUUCUUCGGCUAGUAUGAAAGACAGUACAACAUCUCCUGGCUCGUCAGCAAACACACUACCUAAAACUAAUAUAACAGAUCAGGAAAGGGGCCGCUUGGAUUCACGUUUAGUUAAAAGCUCAACGGCCAAACCACGUGUUGAACCUUUUACCGUUUCCAAGGACAACUUUCAAUCAUUUCCAAACUUUAAACAAACACCACAACACUUUAGCAAUGAUGAUAAAACCUCCGCCACCACCAGUAACGCUGCUUCAGCUACAAAAUCUUAUCAGGCCUCUACUAUGGGCCCUAAAAUCACCAUAACAGCCACCACCAAGUGUGAAUAUCAAAAGACUGCUUUAGAUUAUCGCGUUCACGUAAGCAACGGCUGUGUGCCCACAAAUAAUGGUCUUUUGGCUAAAGUAACAGCAUUUCGUUUAGCUACCGGCAAAUUGUGGGAGACAUUUGUGGGUUCCCCUGUGGUAAAUUUCAAUUUUUGUUUGAAAUGCGUAAUGCUUUGUAGUUUAGAUGGUUCUAUGCGUUUAUUGGAUUUACAAACCGGUAGUCCCCUAAUGCCAAUUAUCUCUCUAACAACAGCUGCCAUACAAUGUGCCUUUUGUCCCAAGGGCCUUUUAGUGGGUGUCAUUACCGAAUGUGGCCUUUUGCGCAUUUGGAAUAUUGCCACGUGUUCGGCUGUUUUAGCCACCACCUGCAAUGAGAUCUUUGGCAAACAUGGCUCGGUGUUACAGUUUACUAUAACCGAACAGGGUGUACCUAUGAUUCUGUUCUCAAACGGUCAGGCCUUUUCAUAUUCUGCUCAAUUACAAUCUUGGUUGGUUUUGAAUACCAAGGAUCCGAUUAUGCGUCAUGGUCUGCGUACGUCUAUACCUAAGGAAUUGAAUAAGAAUUAUUUAUGUUAUCCUUUAACAUCGAUUCAGGCGGCUACAACCACUUUUGUUACGCAGAGUACUGGAAUUGAUUUAAAUGCCAACGACUGGCAAUCGGUUGCUAAAAUAUCAUUCAUCGAAAAUCAAAUAAAACUUUGUGAAGCUAUAAAUUCCGCAGAGGAACUUAAAUACUGGUACACCAUGUUAGCAUUUCAUUUGGCUAUUGGUAAUAAUGAAAAUAAACUGCGUCUACUACUCAACGAUCUCUUGGGAACAGGGACUAGAAGUAUAAGCUCACAAAAUGAAUACAUAUUGAAUAUAUCCAAACAUGAAAUUUUGGAUUUAGUUUUGGAACAACUUAAAGUUCAUAUUAAAUGGCAACGCAUUUAUAUGGAAUACAAUGAAUUAUAUCAACAGUUAAAAAUACGACGACAAGCUAAGCUUAAAAAACAACAACAACAGGAGCAGGAGCAACAAAUUUUACAAGAAACUGAAAAAGAGAAAUCUGUUAAUUUAACAACAAAAUCUCCAGAAGAGAAUGAUGCUGCUGCUGCCAUCACCACUUCCUCCAAUUCUAGUUUGAAUUGUGCCAAAUUAGAAACUCGUAUGGAUAUUACUUAAUGAUGUUACAAACAAUAACUUGUUCACACACAAACACUUGCUCGCCAAAAUGUUCUGCCCAACAGAAUAAUAAUAGUUGUUCUCAUAAUUAAUCACACUACUUCGUCGUCGUUGUCGUCGUCGUUUAAACAUGAAAUUAAUAUUAUUUAUUACAGCUAAGCUAUUUUUUUCAAUUAAAUUUAUGAUAAUUUAACUUAUUUAGG